GCCGCAGACAGGCCGCGGACGGGCGAGCGGCGCCCGAGAAGCUCAGGUCGCGGGCCGGGCGAGCGCGGAGUAUUGCCCGAGUGUGAGCCUGAAAAUGGGAGGUGCUGUGAGUGCGGGUGAGGACAACGACGAGCUGAUCGACAACUUGAAGGAAGCUCAGUACAUCCGGACAGAACAGGUGGAGCAGGCUUUCCGAGCUAUCGACCGUGCAGAUUAUUAUCUAGAAGAAUUUAAAGAAAAUGCGUAUAAAGACUUGGCCUGGAAGCACGGAAACAUCCACUUGUCGGCCCCGUGCAUCUACUCGGAGGUGAUGGAAGCCCUGGACCUGCAGCCGGGGCUCUCCUUCCUGAACCUGGGCAGUGGCACUGGCUACCUCAGCUCCAUGGUGGGGCUUAUUCUAGGUCCUUUUGGGGUGAACCACGGUGUGGAGCUUCAUCCAGAUGUGAUUGAGUAUGCAAAACAGAAACUGGAUUUCUUCAUCAGGACCAGUGACAGCUUUGACAAGUUCGACUUCUGUGAACCUUCCUUCGUCACUGGCAACUGUCUGGAGAUCUCUCCUGACUGCUCCCAGUACGACCGCGUGUACUGCGGGGCUGGUGUGCAGAAGGAGCAUGAGGACUACAUGAAGAGGCUGCUCAAGGUGGGGGGCAUCCUCGUCAUGCCGCUGGAGGAGAAGUUGACUAAGAUAACCCGCACGGGCCCUUCCGCUUGGGAAACCAAGAAGAUCCUGGCCGUGUCCUUCGCGCCUCUGGUCCAGCCGCGGCGCUCGGAGUCGGGGAAGUCGAGGCUCGUCCAGUUGCCGCCCCUGGCCGUCCGCAGCCUCCAGGACUUGGCUCGCAUCGCCAUCCGGGGCACCAUUAAGAAGGUCAUUCACCAGGAAGCAGUGAGCAGAAAUGGGAAUGGACUGAAGACCACUCCCAGGUUCAAGCGAAGGAGAGUUCGCCGCCGUCGAAUGGAAACCAUCGUCUUUUUGGACAAAGAGGUCUUUGCCAGUCGGAUUUCCAACCCGUCAGAGGACAACAGCUGUGAAGGUUUAGAAGAGGAGCAGCAGGAAGAAGAGGGGCAGAGCCCGGCUGAGAUGAAGCCAGAGCCCCCCGUGAACUUCCUGAGGGAGAAGCCAGUCAAUCAAUAAAAAAUAGAAGAAGCAAUGUCUAGUAAUCCUUGGAAAAAUAUCCUGAAGAAGAAAACGAGUGUUGUGUGCAGGUAAUAAACCACAUAAGUUCUACCCAAUGACGGGGAUCACUGUGGUCUUUCAGUGGGACUGUGGGUGUCUGAGGACUGACCUGUUGGUCCUCAGCAGGUGGGGGAGGGACUCAGGCUGGGCUGGACUCAGGACUCUUGGAGGCGGCCUGUGCUUUUCGUCUUAACUUCAGUUGGUAUUUUCUGUAAUCACAUUAGAGCACUGAUUCAUAGAUUUUAUCUUUUGUAAUUCUGCAGAAAAAGAUUCGUUAGUUUUGUACAUUUUCUCAAGAACAAAUGCAUGUGUUUUGCUGGCUGCACUGUGACAGCAGUUCCGGCCUUGGGGAGCCGUCUGGGCUCCUGUGGCAGGAGCUUCCUGUCCCAUCGGGGUCUGGUCCAGAAGGAAAGGGGCUUGGUGGUGGCAGAAAUGUUUUGAAGUUACACCUGUUAUUCCAGAAAAUUGGUUCUCUUCGAAAUUUAUUUUUUAUCCAAAGAAAAGACUAGUAUUAAAUGUUCACAGUAAGCCCAAGCUCAGAGUGCUGGUGUCGGAUUACUCACUCAGAUGUUAGGAUUAGUUUUAUCCCUUAGCCUCUUGGGUUUUGCUGAGGUUCAGUGUCUCUGUGGUUUCAACCAGUUAACUGAUGACAGCCCGGUUAUUUUGUUACCUUGUUGCUGUUUGUAGUCACCGAAUCAUCCUUGUCACGGGAUGCUGUGUGCAUGUGUAGCCGGAAAAUGUAUCUCGUCCUCGAUUUAUAACUCCAAGCUGUUGUAAAGAGGCUCAUCCUGGUUGUGGUACUUCCUCUACCGAGGCAGGCGGCAUCCUGCAGAGAGAGGAGCGUGGUGUGUGCUACACUGCACGUUGGGCGUUACUCUAAUCGAUCUGUAGCGGCCCCUGUGAUCUGUGCACAUCUCCACACAUACUAUUGAACAAAGGACAUCUGUCAAUCUGUUGCCUGACUAAAUUUGUUCCCCUAAGAUUGUCAGUGGAUUUCAUUUAUUUUAAACCGUGUUUGCCUUAUAACAAGGCAAUGCGUAAGACAUGUCUUUCCCAUGUAUGUGUUAAACCUUGCCUAAUAGUUUAAAUUUACAUGUUCUGCGUUGUCAUUUUUAAACCAGAAUUUGGUUAAAAAUAGGAAGAUAUAACACACGUGAACUAGCUCAGUGUCUCUGUCAGCAGGAAGGAGCACUGAGGAGGUGUCCUGGCCCCGCGUCACAGGGUCAGUGUGACUGCGCUGUUCCCAAACAGGUGCGUCCAGCGUGGUCUGUGUUGGAGCCACAGUCUGGACGGCUGUGGCUUCUGUGUUCAGAGUCAUCUGUAUUUUUAUAUGUGACUUUUGUCCUGAAAGUAGUAAAGCCAUAGAGAUGAACAAAACAGAGAUAAAAUGUAUAUUAAGUGUGUAAUGUAAAAAUCAACUGUGUGUGUGAAAAUGCUUUUGCCGGUCUGGAACUUCCAGGGGAUUCAUGUAAGAAUUUGAAACAGAUUUAAAGGAGCUGAUAUGUCUGAAUAACUACAAGAUAUCAAUAAAGGUAGUUAAGACGUUUUA
Molecule: messenger RNA, 2723 nt
Organism: Molossus molossus (Pallas's mastiff bat)
Lineage: Eukaryota; Metazoa; Chordata; Mammalia; Chiroptera; Molossidae
Gene: PCMTD2
Product: protein-L-isoaspartate (D-aspartate) O-methyltransferase domain containing 2
Exons: 7
Coding region: 95-1132 (345 amino acids)
Biological process (GO): protein modification process
Cellular component (GO): cytoplasm
Molecular function (GO): protein-L-isoaspartate (D-aspartate) O-methyltransferase activity
Source: RefSeq, a predicted model, not a curated record